This is a messenger RNA of Polistes dominula (European paper wasp), 795 nucleotides long. It is a transcript of the gene RpL10Ab, whose product is annotated as ribosomal protein L10Ab. Gene Ontology annotation, molecular function: structural constituent of ribosome; RNA binding. The record is from RefSeq and is a predicted model, not a curated record. Gene Ontology annotation, biological process: translation. Gene Ontology annotation, cellular component: large ribosomal subunit. Lineage: Eukaryota; Metazoa; Arthropoda; Insecta; Hymenoptera; Vespidae.
GGUCAAGCAUAGCGGUCUUUCCGGUCUGAUCGCUCAAGAAGUACAGUUGAACAUCUACUGCUGGCUCGUCCAUUUCUAAAAAAUGACGUCCAAAGUAUCACGUGAUACUCUUUAUGAGUGCGUUAAUGCCGUACUGCAGAAUUCGAAGGACAAGAAGAGGAACUUCUUGGAAACGGUGGAACUACAAAUAGGACUUAAAAAUUAUGACCCACAAAAGGAUAAGCGUUUCUCAGGCACCGUUAAAUUGAAGAACAUUCCUCGACCAAAAAUGCAAGUGUGUGUAUUGGGUGAUCAACAACAUUGUGACGAAGCCAAAGCAAACGGCAUCCCAUACAUGGAUGCAGAAGCUUUAAAAAAAUUGAACAAGAAUAAAAAAUCUGUUAAGAAACUAGCAAAGAAGUAUGACGCCUUUCUAGCCAGUGAAUCUUUGAUUAAACAAAUCCCACGUUUGUUGGGUCCUGGUUUAAACAAGGCUGGUAAAUUCCCUGGUCUUCUAUCUCACCAGGAAUCGAUGGUUGCAAAAAUUGAUGAAGUAAAAGCUACGAUUAAGUUCCAAAUGAAGAAGGUUCUUUGCUUAUCGGUAGCAGUAGGACACGUAGAAAUGACUCCAGAUGAAUUGGUACAAAAUGUACAUUUGUCUAUUAACUUUUUAGUUUCAUUGUUGAAAAAGCAUUGGCAAAAUGUACGUUCUCUACACAUCAAAUCUUCUAUGGGACCUCCACAAAGAUUGUUCUAAUAAGUUUAAUACUUAUACAUGAUGAAUACAAAACACAAUAAAAUAAUUGAAAAAAAAAA